Zootermopsis nevadensis is the source of this 1208-nucleotide messenger RNA. RefSeq names its product gamma-glutamyl hydrolase A. Gene Ontology annotation, cellular component: vacuole. Gene Ontology annotation, biological process: tetrahydrofolylpolyglutamate metabolic process. The record is from RefSeq and is a predicted model, not a curated record. NCBI's taxonomy places the organism in Eukaryota, Metazoa, Arthropoda, Insecta, Blattodea, Termopsidae. Gene Ontology annotation, molecular function: gamma-glutamyl-peptidase activity.
AAGACGAAAUGCAGAACACACCAGUUUCGCUCUAGGUUAACGUACAUCAGCUCGGUGUUCAGAACAAUGCGCAACACCGUCGUUCUUUGUUUCAUGCUGUCCGUCAUCGGACAGUGCUCAUGCGUGGAAUCAACAACAAACAAUCAUCCGAUUAUAGGUGUACUUGCGCAGGAGAAAGUAUUGGAGAGUGAUCCGCAGUUAAACACUCAUGUUAGCUACAUUGCAGCUUCCUACGUGAAAUUCCUGGAAGGCGCUGGGGCUAGGAUUGUUCCAAUCAUGAUCAACAAAACGGACAAAUAUUACGAAAAUAUAACCAAUCAUGUGAACGGAGUUUUACUUCCUGGCGGAGAUGCACAAUUUGACGCACCCGGUGGAUAUUCAGAAGCUGGUCGAAAGCUGUUUGAUCACGCAAUGAAGAUGAACCAAGCUGGCGACUACUUCCCUGUGCUGGGAAUCUGCCUCGGGUUUGAGCUGCUUACUUUCUUGGCCGCCAACAACGUGGAACAUCGCGCCAGAUGUUUCAGCUACAACGAAGCUCUGCCCUUACAGUUUACAGGAAGUUUCUUCACAAGUAAAUUGUUCGGAAAUGCACCUAGCAGUACAAUAGGAAUAUUGGGAAAGGAAAACGUGACCGCCAAUUUCCAUCGAUAUUGUCUAACAGAGAAGAACAUCACUGAACUGCAUCUCGAUGAAGAAUGGCAAUUUAUGACAACGAACAAGGAUUCGGACGGCUUGAAGUUCAUAUCCUCGUUGGAGCACAAAAAUUACCCACUGUACGGACUGCAGUUUCACCCUGAGAAGAAUAUUUACGAGUGGAAGAAGGGUAAAGUUCACCCUCACUCGGCAAACGCCAUACGAGUCUCGCAGUAUUUCGCAAAUUUCUUCGUAAACGAGGCCAGAAAGAACGCCCACAAGUUCCCGAUCGAGCCUGAAGAAAGAAUACAUCUUAUCUACAACUACCCUGCGAAAUAUACUAUAGAUCGUACAGUUUUUGAACAAUGCUACGAAUUCGAAAUAUAAUUGAUACGUCUUUUCACGUAGUUCUAUAAUGUCAAAUGUUAAGACGUAUUACACAUAAAAGUAAUCACAUGUCAUAUUAUGAAACCAAAGUCUAGACUAUGUACUCUUCGUCUCAGAUCCGGCACGAACGAUAAGCGAAAUUUUCACGAUAAAAUACGUUAUAUUGAAUAAAUUUACAUCUUAUUUGA